This is a messenger RNA of Calliphora vicina (urban bluebottle blowfly), 1525 nucleotides long. RefSeq names its product Golgin, RAB6 interacting (gene Gorab). The record is from RefSeq and is a predicted model, not a curated record. NCBI's taxonomy places the organism in Eukaryota, Metazoa, Arthropoda, Insecta, Diptera, Calliphoridae. The transcript is spliced from 4 exons. Gene Ontology annotation, biological process: non-motile cilium assembly. The coding region runs from base 57 to 1145 and encodes 362 amino acids.
UUUAUAAUAGAAAAUAAUAAAUUGUAUUAAAUAGAAUAGUUGUGUGAAACAUAAAUAUGUCGGAUAAAUUUAAUGGUUUUAGUCAAGAUGAAAUAAAUCGAGUUUCCGGCAAUAAACAUAAAAAACUUACAGCCGUGGAAACGAUGAAACCAGCUACAUUUCGUGGACACGGUGGCAUCAGACGUAUGCCAGACAAAAACGAAUAUUUACGCCAACAAAAAAUGUCUCAAAUAAAACAACAGCAACAAGUAGCAUCAACAAACAUGAAUUUAGCAAAUGGUAAUAACAAUAAUAAACUGGGUGAUAAACUUAAUGAUUCCAUGGAAGAUAUCAAUCUUGAUCGCAGUAUGUCAAAAUCUAUAGAAGAAGCUUUAUUCUAUCAACCCUUGACAAGUGGCCAACAACAACAAACAACCAAUAAAGCAUAUUUAGCAGCAGAGAAACGUUUACAAGGUCACGAUGAGCGAAAAAGUACAACAAAUGAUAUGGAUACACAAUCUACACAGCCAUCAAGUGAAGACUCUUCGAUCUUAAAAUUAGGGACUGAAAUGGAUAGUGAAAUAUCAUCUUCAACUUGUACAAAUAGUUUAGACGAUUCGUCGAUUUUACGCUCUUCGCCAGCUGAUGAAAAUGAGAAAGCUCACCAUCCAUCUGCUUUUGCUGCACCUGCAUCACUGAAUGUGCAGUCACCUUUUAAGGGUAUUUCAUUGAAAGAUUUUGAAUCGCAUCGUAAAAUGAUAGAAGAACAAAAUCGCCAAAAGAAGGAAAUUUUGUACAAAGCCAUCGAACAGCAUUCACAAAAAACUGCCGCCGAAACUCGUAAAAUUGAAGAAAUAAAAGCCGAACUAGCCAAAUUAGACAAUGAUCUUGCCGUCGAUGUAGCACUGUUAAGAAAACAAAUCGAUAAUGCCUGUAUACAUUUUGCCACUGUUGAAAAACAUUACAUGAAAAUAGAGUCACAGUUUCUAAAAGCCAAAAUAGAUUUACAUAAUGCCGCCGAGAAGAAAGAACUUUUAACUGAGCACCUAUGCACUGUUAUCGCCCACAAUGAAGAUCGCAAAGCUCAGAAAUUAACUGAACUAAUGGAAAAAGUUGGCUUAGCCACAAAUGGAGAAUACGAACCACCAACUUCCACAUCAAAAUAAAAUAUAUAUGAUAUUUACACACUCGUACAUAUUAAAUUUUUCAUAAUGUUUAACGAAUAUUGUUUUGAAAAAAAUGAUUUUCGUAUAUAUCUAUAUUAGUGUAAUGAUGUGCAGAACAAACGUUUAUCUUGAUGAUAAUAUGUAGUUUAUGCCAAUUUAAAGUUUGCAAUAAUUUCUAUUUUAUAUAAUUUUUUUAAAAAUCUCUAUAUUUUAUAUGUUUAGUUAAUAAAUGUAUGUAUAUGUAAUAAUAAUAGUUUAGUGUAUGUUUAAAAACCAUGUUAAUUUAAAAAAUAUAUAUAUUUUUAAUAUUGCUCUCUACAAUUUUAUGUUAAAUGAAUUCUAUAAUUUAUAAAUGAUUACAUCUUUGUUAACGUAUACAA